UUGUGUAGCAAUGAUGUACGUCGACACUUUAAAAAAUUGGCCAAAGGUGAUAUAGAAUCAGCUUUGAGGACACAGGAAAGUGAUGACUCGGAUCACAAUUUAAGAAUUUUCCACCUAAUGAAAGACCAAGUGUAUCACGAGUACAAAGGCGAAGAUAACUGUCCUUGGAGCUUGGUGCAGAUGAAAGCUGCAUUUAAAACAUACAUGAGAUCCAAGAGGGCCAGUGAAAAGAGGUCGAGAAAUGAUCAGAAUUCCGCCCAUGUUAUAUUGUGUCGUCGUCAGAACAGAAAGAGGGAGAAACUGGGAAGGCGGCUAAAAAGUUUGGAUUCCAAAACCUGGAAUGCCGCUAAAAAGGCAGAAGUAGCGGACGUUAUGAGAGUAGACUACAUGUCUAGUGAGGAAAGUGAUUUAGAGGAUGGCUCCCCGGUUUAUCUAGUAAAGCCACUCGUCUGGGAGAGCUCAGAUCUUAAAAAAAGGAAAAGAUCCCUAGACAAACACCAUAGAGAAUCUUUGCCUUCGCUCGUGAGGCGGAGGGUGAUCCGACGUAAGGAAGGUCCACCCUCGUUACGAAACAAGCCUGCGUCCUGCCCUGAAUGGGCUUGCCAGCAAUGAUAUAUUUUG
This is a messenger RNA of Exaiptasia diaphana, 621 nucleotides long. RefSeq lists its product as uncharacterized. NCBI's taxonomy places the organism in Eukaryota, Metazoa, Cnidaria, Anthozoa, Actiniaria, Aiptasiidae. The coding region runs from base 118 to 612 and encodes 164 amino acids. The transcript is spliced from 5 exons. The record is from RefSeq and is a predicted model, not a curated record.